This is a messenger RNA of Pichia kudriavzevii, 4617 nucleotides long. RefSeq lists its product as uncharacterized. The record is from RefSeq and is a predicted model, not a curated record. Bases 1 to 4617 code for a protein of 1538 amino acids. Gene Ontology annotation, molecular function: zinc ion binding; ubiquitin protein ligase activity; ribosomal large subunit binding. NCBI's taxonomy places the organism in Eukaryota, Fungi, Ascomycota, Pichiomycetes, Pichiales, Pichiaceae. Gene Ontology annotation, biological process: ribosome-associated ubiquitin-dependent protein catabolic process; rescue of stalled cytosolic ribosome. The transcript has a single exon. Gene Ontology annotation, cellular component: RQC complex; cytosol.
AUGUCUGCAUUUGCAAACACAUUACAUACUGGUUUGGGGAACAAUGGAAUUGAAGUUUCCUUGAAUUAUAUCACUGGGAUUCCUAAUCCAGAUCAUCUUCUUUGCUCAAACACAUUGAAAUUAGCUUUUAAAUCGUUGCUUAAAAGAGAUGUUCAUACUAAACAAAAGUCAAUCAUCUCUUUGCUAGAAUAUAUCAAAGAAAAUUCUUCUGAGCUUGAUAAUGAUUUGGUUAUUAUCACUUGGAUUCAAAUGUAUCCGAAACUCGCUAUAGAUGACUCUAGUAAAGUUAGAAGUUGUUCUCAUCAGAUUCAAUCACAAUUUGUACUAAGUCUUGGAAAGAAAUACGCAAAGUAUUUACGAGACACUAUAGGUAUUUGGCUCGCUGGGCUUUUUGAUACCGAUAGAGCAACUGCAAGAACUUGCAGGGAGUCCAUAUGUGAUUCAUUUGGGAACAAUGAGGAAAAAGUUACAAAUUUAUGGAAAAUUUUUAUCACCCAGAUAGUUCAAUACUCGCAUGAAGUUAUAGUUUGUGAAUCUAAAGAUACUCUAUCUGAUGAUAAGUUUAGUACCAAAGAAGAAAUCGAAUCAAAGUAUAUUCGUGUCACCCAAGCCUCGAUUUCUUUGCUAGUUAAUGCAUUGUCACACUCAGACAAUAUCGAUAUUAAUGAAAAAAGCAUUAGUAUGAUUACGCAGAUAUACAACAAUGACUCCUUUCUUGACUUGUUUGGCUAUAAAGAUCUCAAUCUGAAAAAAGCUGUGUUUAUGGCUUCCAAGGCUUUAAUCACAUCAAAGCAUUUGCCAUCAAUCAUGGACAAAGCGUUAUACAAGAAACUGUGCAAAGCGUUGAUUAAGGGGAUAAAACUUGACUCUAGUGUUAACGCAUUAUUAUAUGGGCCUGUUUUAGUCAACAUGCUAGAUACAUUGGUGGUUGUCACAUCUUAUAAUUCCGAGUUUUGGCUUAACGUAAGAAAUGCUAAGUCAAAAUUAUUAGACCUUUUAAAGGUCGGUUCAUUAAACAGCGAGCCUAUAUAUUAUGAUGUCGUUGCAAAACUCUUAAAAAUCUUACCUAAUGAACUAGUUUCAAUUACGAAUUCGGAAACAAUAGAACCAUUCAUUCUUACUCUGAUUCAAAGUGUCGAGAAGGAGAAGAGCACUGCCUUUCUAGAAAAAGGCUGGAAGGUUGUUAUAAACCUAGUUGAAUCUCUUCAAAGUGCAGGCUCCCUAACCGAUUCCAUUGUGGAUACCUUUACAGCUGCGCUAGUUAAGCUAAUGGAUUCUCCUCGUAUAAUAGCACGCGGUAUCAUUGCUUUAAUGCAUGAUAUCAACUCGCUGUCAAGUGAAAACAAAGAUGUGUUACUUGACAUUAACUCGAUUAUUAUGGACCAUCUGCCUGAUAAACAAAUUGAGUUUAAUGACAGUCAUUAUUUGGUUAAACAUCAGUCACAAUUUAUAGAGUCUUUUGUCAAUCUACUACUUCUGAAUGGCUCAGAUCUUGCAGAUGUUUUACUAGCUAACGCGAUUGAAUCUUUGGGGGAGUAUGAUCCAAAAAGUUCUAACCCCACGUUAGCCUUCAUUACUAUAAAUGUUUUCAUUAAAAAUGGUAGAGAGGAAUUUGCCAGCGCAAUUAACGAAUUUAUUAGAACAGUCUCUAAAUAUAUCUCCAAAACAUUUAAAGAUUUGCCUUUGGAGACCCUUAAACUUUUCACCUCUUCAAUCUACUCAGAGAAAGAUCUGAAUGUUUCGGUUGUCAACAGUAUAUUUACAAGAUUAAAAGAUUUGGACGCCGCUGAUGAACUGCUUCCAGUCAUUGCUAGUCUAAAAAAUUUCAGCAUACAUGAUUCCAAACAACUCAAUAUGUACCUUUUAGAGAAUUCAAAAUGUGUUAGUUCUAAUGGAGGUAACUCUAGUGAUACCUUGUAUACCUUCUUGAAUUCUGAAAUCCUCUCGAAUUUAUUCAGGAAUGAGAACUUUGUGAGUUUUGCGGAUAAUUGUGUAAAGAACUAUCAAAAUGACGUUUUCCUCAGUUUUUCCAUCGAAAAUUCAGAUUUUGUGGAGAAGUUAUUAGAUACAAUUCUUCAAAGUGACGGAACCAAAGAAACAGAAUAUCAAUGCGCUUCUAGUUUGCUUGCAAAGCUUGAGCAAAAUAUUGACAAUAUCCAAUUUCGGAAAGCAUAUCUAGAAUGCGUUAUCAAUUGUAUAGAAAGAUAUGAUGGUCGACCUGAAGCCGUUAGUACAAGACUUUCUAAUAAUUUGAAACUUGAACUACUCAAUGCUAAUUUUGAUACACAAUUUGAAGAGUGCCUUACCACAAAUCCAAAUAAACUUCUCUCCAUAUCCAACUCACUGAAUCUUGGCAUGUACUAUUUUGUUGAUAAGUAUGACUCUAAUAGUGACAUCGACCUUGAACAGGCUAAGCUAUCUCUGAAUAAAGCGACUUUCUAUGCUAGUUUGAUUGGCACAGCAGAAAUCUCGGCGGAGAAUUUGAUGGUUCUUCUCCUUAUUUCUGAAUACGCAUCUGACAUCUUGUUUUUGGAAUAUUCAUAUACUUCACAGUAUCAAGAAAAGUUGAUGGAUUUUCAGGUUGCAGUAAAGGCUACAUUUAGUAAACUCUUUUCUUCGGUGAGCUACACAGAAGUCGUCAGCAGCUUGGCCACCGGCCAGAGUGACAUUACACUAUUGCAAUGUCUUUUAAAUCUGCUACAAUCCACAAAUAGACUUAAGGCAUACUAUACUCAUAGAAUUAUCAAACUUUUACUAGAGGAAAAAAUUGAAUCAAUGGGCAUGAAAUCUUUUGAACUGUUACCUAUAAAUGAUUUGGAAAAUAAGCCUACAAUUUUGUAUGCAUUGUUAAAUUCAGCUAAUCACUUCUUAACUGUUUCAUGUUUGGACCAUGUUAGAAAUAAGACAAUCGCUAAUUUAAUUUCAAUCAGAAAGUCCGAAGAAAUAGUUUCAGACGGUUUGAAGGAUCUAAUUCUCUUGAAUAGCUUCAUGGAUAUUGAUGAUGAUGUUGAUAUUCCAGAGAGUUUCUGUAUGGCACCCCCUCAAAGGUUCAUGAUCCUAUUAGGUACAUUUGAAUAUUGGAUGGACAGUGAUGUUGCAUAUGAAGAAAACUUUAAGCCCCUUAGAAUAGCAUUAAUGCAGUUUGUCCAAAACUAUAUUAAAAGCAUAUACUAUGUAUGUGACUCAAAAUAUCCAACUAAUUUUAUCACUAAGGUUUUUAAACUGGGGUUGAGACUUGUCUCGGAAAAUAUAAACUUAGUAAACUCUGAUGAUCAGGUAUCGAUUGACGUUUUGUUCCAUUCUCUGCAUCUUUUGUUGUUGCUUUCAAAAUACAAGCAGGAUAUUGAGGAUUGGGAGGAUGAAAUUUCGGAUAUUGAAACUGAAACAAUUGAGCUGUUUUUCAAGGUGUCAAGAGUAGAACAGGUCAAUCUUCCGCUAAUUUCUCUCUGUGAACAAUUUUCGCUCGUGCUACUUAGUUUUAACAACAAUUCGUUGAACUCACACUAUGGAAAGCUUUUUGAUUUGAUGAAUAGCAAAAAUAUUAAUAUUCAGCGUACUGCUGCAUCCUUGCUUCAUCAAAUAAUACCUGAUAAUCAGGACCAACUUGUUGUUGAGUUUUUGUUAUCCAAAAAGAAGGCCAAUGAGGAAGGGGUUUCCGACGUCCAUCUCCCAAACUCUUUGUUACAACAUGUUCGAGUUCCAUUAAUCGAUUAUAUCGAAUAUGAGGAACCAUGGAAGGUGUAUCAGUAUUUAUGGAGCUGGUACUUGAUAAUGGACCAUUUCAAGAAUAUAACCCAACAAAUGAGGCAAGAUUAUAUUAGUGAGUUAACUGAAAGUACUCUUAUUGAAUUUCUCAAUUUUGCUUUCAGUGAACUAGAGACCAAUAAGUUCAGGCUGCACGAAGAUGAGGGAAAUUAUGUCAAGAACUACUCAUUUGAUGAUAAUGCUGAACUAAACUAUCAGGAAGAAAUCCAAAAACUUUUAGUCAACUUGGUGUACGAAAUAAUGAAUAAUAUUGGUGGAACAUUUGCACAAAAUUGGUUUCAGUCAAUUAAAGAUAAACAAUUUCAACAACGCGUCGAAAAAUUUAUCACUCGUUUCAUUAGCCCUCAAUUGAUUGGUGAUAUUCUUUCAACCUUGGCAAAUAAAAACUCAGUAGAAGAUUCCGAAUUUAAGAUCAAUAUCAAUAAAAGGUUUAACGAAAUUAAAUGUCUUUAUCAUAUUGACGAACAGAAGAUGGAAAUCUCAAUUGUCUUACCUGCAAACUAUCCAUUGGCACAAAUAGCCGUCAAUGGUAUAAGUAGAAUUGGUGUUGAUGAAAAGAAGUGGAAAUCAUGGAUAAUGUCUGCACAAUAUGUUAUUAAUUUUCAAAAUGGAUCUAUCCUUGACGCAAUAAAACAUUUCAAAGAUAAUGUUAGUGCAAAUUUUGAGAAUUACGAAGAUUGUGCAAUAUGCUAUUCUAUCUUAAACGCUGUUGACCAUUCUACCCCAAAUAAAGUUUGCCCAACUUGUAAACAUAAUUUCCACUCAGCUUGCUUGUACAGAUGGUUCAAAAGUUCUGGUGCAUCUACAUGUCCACUGUGUAGAUCAAAAUUUAAUUUUAAGAAACACUCCUAG